AGCAGUCAGCACAAAAUAAAUACUGCUCAUGUUUUCAUUGAUGAUAUUUAGUAAAAAAAUAAUACUUAAAAUAUAAAUUUUAAUUAAAAUAUUGAACUCUUUACAUGCCUGCAUGAACGAUAAAACAUAAUUAUAUUAAGUUGGCGCUUUCUGAUAACUUUUUAUGUUUUACUGAUUUCAGUAAUAGAUAUUGGGUUACAAUCAAAUCUUAAAGAUACAAAAGUUAAUCAUAUCAACUGCAAAAUGGAUGACCAAGCAUGCCCUCGCUGUAAAACAACAAAAUAUAGAAAUCCUUCAUUGAAAUUAAUGGUCAACGUUUGUGGACAUGCUUUGUGUGAAAGUUGUGUUGAAUUAUUGUUCCUUAAGGGAUCUGGCUCUUGCCCUGAUUGUAAUGUGCCUCUUCGCCGAAGUAAUUUUCGUGUACAGUUAUUUGAAGAUUCAAUGGUAGAAAAAGAGAUUGAUAUAAGGAAGCGCAUUUUAAAAGAUUUUAAUAAGAAAGAAGAAGACUUUGCAACCUUAAGAGACUAUAAUGAUUAUUUAGAGGAUAUAGAAUCAAUAAUUUUUAAUUUAGUGAAUAAUAUUGAUAUAAUUAACACCAAUAAAAAAAUUGACCAGUAUAAAAAGGAUAAUAAAGAGUUAAUUAUGAAAAAUAAAGCAAAAAUUGGUAGGGAAGAAUUAGAAUUAGAAGAAAUAUUAGAAAUAGAGAAACAAAUGGAAGAUUUAAGGAGAACAGAAGUAUUAAGAAUAGAUCAAGAAGCUAAAAAACAGAAAAUAAGAGAAAAAGAAGCAUUGAUUGAUGAAUUAAUGUUUGCUGAUGGGGAUGCUAAGGAUAUAUUAAACACAUUCUCACAAAGUUUAGCAAAUAAACAAGAAGAAAUAGUACCUGUUUCAGUACCUAAAGUUACACAUUUCUCUAGUGGAGUAAAAUUCACAAGAGGGUCUGGUCAACAACCAUUGCCUAUAAUAGAAGAAGGUCCACUAUACAAAUAUGAACCAUUGGCAAUACCAGACAGAUGUGGACCAGACACACCAUCAAUUAAGGAAAUUAUUAGUAAGGGUUAUUUGCAGCAUGUCAGAGCUGAGAACGAAACAGAGAAAGCCGGUGGCUAUAAAUCAACACUGCCCUGCUUACGUGCUCUCCAAGAUGCACUAGCGGGAUUGUACCACACAAGUUGACUACUAACUAAAUAUUGUUCAAGACUCUACUCCUGAAUCUAAUGAAAAACUUGUUUCUGUUAUACCAUGUUUUAAAUUAAGAGUAAGACCAUAUUUCGUUAAACCGUCUCCUCAAAACUUUGUAUACAAACUAUUACUGAACACAAUAGUUUGGCUGAAGUUUUGUUAAUUAAUAACCAAUUUUUCUGUUAUGAGGGUAGCAACAUAUUAUGUACAUGCUUACCCACCGUAUAAGAUAUUAAAAAUUAAACGUUAAUUUCUUUAAUAAAGACAUGAUUAUUAUAAUUACUUUUUUCUCAGUACUUCAAAGCAUCUACAAAGCAUUCUGUGAACUGUGAUGUUUGUUUAAUAAAUGUUGAGUGACACAU
Molecule: messenger RNA, 1544 nt
Organism: Pieris brassicae (large cabbage white)
Lineage: Eukaryota; Metazoa; Arthropoda; Insecta; Lepidoptera; Pieridae
Gene: Mat1
Product: CDK-activating kinase assembly factor MAT1
Exons: 5
Coding region: 244-1176 (310 amino acids)
Biological process (GO): positive regulation of cyclin-dependent protein serine/threonine kinase activity; regulation of transcription by RNA polymerase II; nucleotide-excision repair
Cellular component (GO): transcription factor TFIIH holo complex
Molecular function (GO): cyclin-dependent protein serine/threonine kinase activator activity
Source: RefSeq, a predicted model, not a curated record